AUGCCAUCGUUUCUCUCUGAUCAGGACAAUUCGGCAAUCUUCAGCAACAACCCCGACAUUCUCAACCUUGAUCCCACGAAUCAGUUCGACUUGGUGAACAAGGAGAGGGUGAAUGGGGGUUCUAUCCGCCACGCCCGAUCCGAUACCAUCAAUGAGAGCUUUGACGAGAGUUCCAUUUCUUCUACACACGCGUCCGACGUCUCCGAGUCUACACCGACGCCCAUGAAUGGCAACAGUAACAGCACGCGGCCCACGAGUAUGAGCUCUGUUUCUAAUGGAAAGUCUGCUACGGCUGUUUACCCUCCCCGACAAGAUGAUGCCGCGGAAGUCGACAGAUUUGGCCAACAACAAAUGACGAACGGUACCACGAGCCUAGUUGAUCGUACUCGUCAGCACUCAUCCGAUACCAACGGCAUCAAUUCUAACACCAAUAACUAUCAAUAUCACAACAUUCUGUCAAAGCCUUUGCCCUCAGAACCUCAAGCACCAGAGGAAGGCUUUGAGAAGCCCAACAGCAGGAGCUUCGAUGGAAACCGUGCACUCUCGGUCUCUCCACUCCCCAUGGAGUCGCGUGGUGCUCAAUCACAAACUGCUUUAACAGCAAACUCCAAUGCGACUACCGAUGCGGCGCAGACGCUGCACCCUCGUACGAAUGGCAUUCAUCGAUUAUCAUCCCCGCCAGCCUACAACCCGGCAGGUGCAGCGGCUUCAUCAACAGGACACUUACAAGCUCCUCCACCUGGCCUCAAACAGCGACACACUCUUGAUGUACCCAAGUAUGUUCCAGGUCGUGGAUCCAGGGACGGCAUGGACACAGCUCAAGCUAGUGGACGCUUCUCUCCUACUAACGCUGGAACACCGAGCGGGCGACGCCCUUCCUUGAGUAUGGGUAGAAGACCAACUCGGUCGAUGCAGUCGGAUGCGCCUCGGGAUGAAAUCGUGCCGGAUGAAGAUGCCCUUCGCUGGGCAGAAGCAUUGCGACAGAAGAGAGCUAGUAAGCGGAGGAGAAAGGAAGAAGAGGACGAUGACCGAGUUUUGGUAGGCACCAAAGUUGACGAGACUCACGCCAACUGGGAGACCGCCUACAACAUGCUUACAGGCAUUCGUGUUUCGGUCUCGAGGACAAAUGCUAAGCUCGACAGAGAGUUGACUGAUGCCGAUUUUGAUACUAAGCAGAAAUCGACGUUCGACAUUGCUGGUAAUGAGCUAGUACCGUCAGCCAAGUACGAUUUUAAGUUCAAGGACUACGCGCCAUGGGUUUUCCGCCGUCUUCGAUCUCUCUUCAACCUGGACCCUGCUGAUUAUCUCAUGUCGCUCACGGGCAAGUACAUUCUUUCUGAGCUUGGGUCCCCUGGCAAGAGCGGAAGUUUCUUUUACUUCUCAAGAGACUAUAAGUAUAUCAUCAAGACCAUUCAUCACGCCGAACAUAAAUUUCUCCGCAAGGUUCUCAAGGAAUACUACCAGCAUGUCAAGGACAACCCCAAUAUGCUUCUCUCGCAGUUUUACGGCUUGCACCGCGUCAAGAUGCCCUAUGGAAAGAAGAUUCACUUCGUUGUGAUGAACAAUCUCUUCCCUCCACACCGCGAUAUUCACACUACUUUCGAUCUGAAGGGUUCUACCAUCGGUCGAGAUUACAGGGAAGAAGAUCUGGAGAAGAACCCCCGAGCAACACUAAAGGAUCUGAACUGGCUUAGACGACAACGAAGCCUGGAGUUGGGUAUCCAGAAAAAGCGCAUGUUCCUCGAGCAGUUGCAACGGGACGUUGCUCUAUUGAAACGACUUAAGAUUAUGGACUACUCGCUGCUGGUUGGCAUACAUGAUGUCUCACGUGGGAACGAGGAGAACCUCCGUGACAAGACGCUACAAGUAUUUAACCCUGGCGGUGAGAAGGCCCCCGAUGAUGAUCCUAACUCGGUCCUUCUCCGCACACCAUCUAAGCUAGAGAACGCAAGAAAGGCCAGAGAACUGCGGCAAAUGAUUCGGCAAGAAAGACCAGUACCUAUGGGUCAGUCGGCAAACAAGAUGCCAGAUGAGCUGCAAGAAGGUCAGCAUCGUCCUGGAUGGGUUUUCGGACAGGAUGAUGGUGGGUUUAGGGCAACCCACGAAGAUAACACUCCUGGCGAUGAGAUCUAUUAUCUAGGAGUCAUUGACUGUCUCACUCACUAUGGAAUAAUCAAGAAGCUUGAGCACUUCUGGAAGGGUCUGUCCAGUGACAAGACCCAGAUCUCAGCACUGCCACCUGACCAGUAUGGUGAUCGGUUCUACCAUUUCAUCGAGGGUGUCACCAUGUCCACUGAGGAGGCCCACCGAGAGGCUGAGAGGCGACACCAGGAAAUGAUUGAAGCACAGCGUUCAGAAAAGAGGGUGGCAAGCUGGAGCUCUCGCAAGUCAUCUCAAGCUGUUCCACCCAUGCCAUCCCAUAUUCCCCCUCCUCCUCCACAGUCUCCAGAAGCCCAGGAGACAAUCGACAGGGCCAACAAGGAGGCCGAGCGAUCGGAAAGACAUGGCCACACAGAGGCUGAAGUACCAGAACGAGUUCUGUCCACUAGCACUCGCGACUCAAUGCAGCACGAGCCUAUUCUGCCGGUUGUGCAGGAGGCAGGCGAAAAUGGACGCGACGACAACGACGAUCGACCUCUAGCACCCCUGAAGGAUCUCAACAAGAGUCUUCCACCAACAAGGGCACCGCCCCCAACUCCUCCCAAGUCUGGAUAUGUUGGGCCUGGAAGCGCCGAUAGCGGGUAUGCAGGUUUCAGCAACAGCACAGCUCAUCCCAACAAUGGGGCUACACAGGGAAACAGGGUCAGCAUUGACAGCCUCAACAAGGAGCUGCCGCCACUGCCGAGGAAGGACGACAGCGGAGUACGACUGGUAGCUUAG
Molecule: messenger RNA, 2880 nt
Organism: Fusarium sp. VM40
Lineage: Eukaryota; Fungi; Ascomycota; Sordariomycetes; Hypocreales; Nectriaceae
Source: the annotation of a GenBank genome assembly